AUGCGUCACGGGUUUUUUGUUGACCCCACGUUGUUAAUAUUGUUGUUGUUUCGAUGGUCCCAAUGCCAGAUCUCGGAGUCACGUGAGGUGUCACAGCCAAAUGUAGGAGCGCUUCUGGAUCCGAAUUCAACAAACGACAAUGAGAUACUUAUAAGCUAUCUGGCGGCAGUUUCGCGGCUAGAUGAACAACCAGAAGAGUUCAUGAAAGCCAUCAGUAUAGCUCGGACACGGGCUUCGGAUGCCUCAUCGUCGUCGUCGCCUUUUCAUGAUGAACGUUUUAAACAGAUCUAUACCAUGUUCAAUUGCUUCAGUACAGAUUUCGACGGUUCAAUGAUCUCUGGUGCUUUACAUGUGGCUGUGAAUGAAAUCAACGCCAAUCCAGAUCUUUUACCUAAUCAUCGUCUUAAUUAUAUUUUCGACAACACAUGUGGGAAGGAGCGGCAGAGCACACAGUAUUUCAUGGAUCAUUGGAAGAUGGGCGCUCGUGUGUUCAUUGGUCCAGAAAUGAACUGUCGAACUGAAGCGACAAUGGCGGCAGCUCAAAAUUUACCGAUUAUCAGUUACAAAUGCAAAGACCAGACAGUGUCCGAUAAGAAGAAGUACAACACCUUCGCUCGUACAGUACCAGCCGAGACAGACAUCGUAAAGGCGUUCAUUGCGCUUUGUCGAGAGCAUAACUGGAAGAAGUUCACGAUCAUUUAUGAAGAGCAUCCCGCUCACGAAGAACUGUACCAAGCGCUCCGGCAAGCAAUCGACGUUGAAAAUGCACGCAUGGAAUUGGAUGACAUACGCUAUUCCGUGCAGAAUGUGUCGAAAGUGAUUCGCUUCAGUGAAGUGCAAUCGGAGAAACUCAUCGACAGUGUAGUGGAACAAACAAAAGACAUAACGAGAUUGUACGUCACGUUUGGUAAUGUGCGAUUGUUCCGGAAAAUUCUGAUGUCGAUGGGCAAGUUAGGUCUGACAGACUCGCAACAGUACCUGCUGAUCUACCUCGAUGCCGAUUACAAUUGGUUGAACGUCUAUCAUGCCAUGAAUAACCAUUUCUUUCGCAAUACAAUGAUUGACCUGCAGUCGUCAUGGGACGUUAGCAACUCGUCGGAUCACCGAAUUAUUGGCUAUUCACGAGCUGCGUUGGCCAUCAUUCCUACUCCGGUUGAACUCAAUUCAGAGAGAUUCAAAAAAUUCUGGGCUCAAGCCGUGAAAGAUCUGGCGAAUUUCGGUAUCACAAAGCAUGAGCACACGUGGUCCAUAAAGGUGAAUCGUUUUGCGUGCUAUCUGUACGAUGCGGUGUACCUCUACGCACGUGCGCUGCACGAAUUGAUCGAGGAGACAACAGAAAGGCAAGCACAUGGCUAUGAUCCGACGAGAGAUGGAGCAGCGAUCAUCAAGAAAGUGUUGAAUCGGAAAUAUUCGAGUAUGCAAGGCUUUGACAUGCGAAUCAAUGAACACGGAGACGCCAAAGGAAAUUACACGCUGUUGUCGUGGCAAGCAGUGGAGCCAGUUCGAACGAAAGGCGAUGGUAAUUACUACCCGCUCGACCACGCUCUUGACAUCACUGCCAUGUUCGUUGAUGGAGGAGAAGGGCAUAAUAACAUGCCAAAGCUAGUAUUCCACAAGCCAAUCAUGUGGAUAGAUGGACCAACACGUGAUCAGCCAGAUUGCGGCUUUCACGGAGAGCUUUGCAGAGAUUAUGGCGGCUACAUAUCAUUCAUUUCAUUCAUACUCUUUUUCAUCGUAUUGAUUGGUGGAGCGAUAUCGGCAGGAUUUGUAUACAGAAGUCGUAAAUUCGAGAAGGAAUUAGCGAUGAUAUGGAAGAUCGAAGUGCGUGAAGUGCAACGACUUAUGCAAGGCAACGCAUCAACAACGUCGCUUUUCCCGGAUGGAAAUGAUGUAUGUUUUCUUUUAGUGGUAGCAAUUACUUAUUUACUUGCAACAAUAAUGGGAAGUCAACUGAUUAUUCGUUUGAAGACUGAAAUCCCAAAGCUUUACCAGCACAUGAACAAUCACUGCUUCCAUUAUACUCUUACUGGUAAUUUUUCCUCUCUUCAGAUGGGUGACCAUGCGUGGUAUACUGGUCAAGACGCCGAGAAAAAAGGCUCAGGUCUCCGAGGUGUCGCAUACUACAAAGGGACUCUUGUUUGCGAAUCACCCGCCGGUUUUUCAAGCAAAAGGUUUUCAGGGAUUAUUAUGUGCCCAUAUUCGAUUUGCAUAGUCCGUGAGUUUUGCGCCAAAGGCUCAUUGAUGGAUAUAUUGCAAAAUCGAGAGUUCAAACUCGAUCACUUGUAUAUAGCGUCUUUCGUUGAAGAUCUCAUUAAUGGCAUGGUUUAUUUACAUGACUCUGAAUUGAAAGUUCAUGGUAAUCUGAAGUCCACCAAUUGUUUGAUUACAUCGAGGUGGGCGCUGCAAGUAGCCGACUUUGGUCAUCAUGAAAUACGUGAAGGGCGACAGUGGGAAAGCGAAGAGAGUCGGUGGAUGAGUUACCUUUGGUGUGCACCAGAAUUGCUGCGAGAGAGCGAGUUGAAGCACUCCGUUAAAGGAACGCAAAAAGGUGAUGUCUACGCGUUUGGAAUCAUUCUGCACGAAAUUCUGACGCGACAAGGACCAUUCCAGAUAUUCGCUAAAAGCGAAACGCAAGUGCCUGGUAAGCGGUGCAGCAAUUUUUCCUACCUUUCAUAG
This is a messenger RNA of Ostertagia ostertagi, 2676 nucleotides long. The record is from the annotation of a GenBank genome assembly. Lineage: Eukaryota; Metazoa; Nematoda; Chromadorea; Rhabditida; Trichostrongylidae.